UCUAGCUACGCCUCUGACAUUAUAAUUACAUAUACAUAAUAAAUUUAUGUAAAGAUUUCAUUUAUUCUUUCAGAACUUUGAUAUUUACUGUUAUAAAAAGAGAAAGUGACUGAAUUUAGCAUACUUAAUAAUAUAGAGGUAAAAAAGUGAAGUUAUGUCUAUCGUACAGUGGUAAUUUUUGUCAAAUUACUAACAGGUGAAAAUUACUAACACGUCGAACAAAUAUUAAUUUACAAACAACAAAAAUCAGCAUUAUAUUUUCAAAUUUUUUUCAUAGGACUAGUUUCGAUGGUUUUACUGAAGCAUCUUAAUUAGGUGAAAAUAUAUUUGUUGAAGUCAAAAAUUGUGAUUAAAAAUCCUUUUUGUUGACUAUCUAUUAUUUAUAUCCAUUCUAACUACAACAUACAUCUCCAGACAUUAAAAUUCAAAAGCAUCAUUCAUAGAUUUCUUGGCCUUUUCUGUUAACUGGCCAUCAGUUUCCAAAUGUGGUAACCUGUUAUUGUAACAUCCUGAAUAGCAGAUACAAUGUUUAAUGUGCAAAGCAUCAAGACUGUGCACAAUGCCGAAUUUGUGCUAUUUUCUGGUGAUUUUUUUAAGUGAAAAAUUGUUAUGUACAUGGGAAGAAUACUUGCACUGUGUAUGACUUUUGCAGUGCUGACAUUAAACAUUACAUAUAUCAUAUGAUACAUUAUUGUUAAUUUUUUUAUGGAGCAUUACAUAUUAUUAGGGUUGUUGUCAUGUAGAUAUGUUUUACACCAUUUUUGUAUGGCACGGAUUGACAUCACAUUAACAGAAAAUACCAAAUUAUCCACUUUUGAUUAUUAUUAAAUUCUUUUAAUAUUUCAGAAAUAGCUUUUUUGCUGCAUAGUUGCUUUAAUAUUUAGUAUUUCCAGUUAUUUUGUAAGAAAAAUUGCAGUACUUAUUAAAUCUUUGAAAACUAGACUUUGCUAACCUUUAUAUUAAAGCACACCAAACCGCCCGAAAUGAUCUUCGAGGUCAAUGCGACAUCUUCUUUUUCCUAUCCAUUAACGAGCAAAGAAGAGUGAAGAUUUCAAAUGACAUCCUUUCUACUUCUAACAAAUAAUGAUAAGAAACCACAAAUAAAUCCUUUUAAGGCAAGCUGUCCGCAAUAAACUGAAACAAUCCCUUUGAGGAAACUUCACCUGCUACUUAGCUACCUUAGGGGAUGAAAGAAAACAAAAUUGGAAUUUCGGCUGGUUGUGGUCAUUUGAAUGAAAGGACAUCUGGGGCAUUAUGGUUUUCAAAAAGUUAACAAACUGAAAUAACAGUUUACAAAUAAAACAGUGUUUUGUGAUAGCUAAUUUGGCUCGUAAUGCGAGAUUUGACACUAAGGUAGUGAUUUAAAAUGUGGUUUUUCUGGAAUUUUCUCUUCCCGUCUUGUUUUGAAUGCUGAGAAUAAGCAGUGUCAUUUUGAAUGUUGUGAGCAAAAAUUUCAUAAAGAUGUUUUGAGUAGAUUAUACGUACAGUUCUCAUUGUCCAUUAAUGGAUUCAGUCUCUCCAACUAAUAAAUUCAGGGUUGCUAUAAUGAGCUUAUUUUACAAAGCCUUCUCUUCAGAUUCUGAUUAUCCGAUUUCAGUUUUUGUUUAGAAGUAAUUAAACUGCAUAUUUAAUCAUGUAGAGAUUCUACGUCUUGUAAAAGAUAUAUUUCCAUUUGGAAGAAUUGCCCUUUGACUUCUGAAUAAUGAUAUCUCCUAUGGCUGAUAUAGAGACAGAUAUUUUGAGCUCUAACAGAGCUCGCCAAGGAUGGUUAGAUGGAAAAUCACAAAAAAUUGAGCAGCAGUUUUAUAGAGCUAUGAAAUCAAAUUAUGAUGAAAAGGAAAAAUGUGGCAAGCAGCCUAGUAAGGGCAAAAAUGAAAAUUUAAGACCUAUGGGAACAAAGGUGAGCACAAUUGCUCAUAUGUUUCAAACAUUAUCACAGCAAAAUGUUGACAGUUCUUCAUUACGAUCUCCUGUCAGCAAGGAUACUUGUAAUUUUGAUCGUACCCAGUCACCAGAGUCUUGUAAGCCAGAAAGGUCUUCAUCAUUGCCUGCAUUUCCUACUUCUAACUGCUCCUUAUCCCGUCGAGGCAGCCAUUUAGCAAGAUUUAAUAAUGCUAAAGCUAUGUUUGAAAAGCUUGAAAAGAGCAGAAACAAUGACUCAAAGCCUGCUAUUGAAACAAAAUCUCGUUCUAGCACUUUACCUGUUGGUACCACUGAUAAUAUAAAAUCAGAUACAGAGCCAUUUAAAAAGAACAAUGACACAAAGUCAAAUAAAUCAUAUGUGGGUAUUAAUGUUGAAAAUAAAACUUCUGCACAACACACAGACGUAAGAAAUGAUACAUUUAGUAAAGUGACUACAGAGACAUUGAGGCCAAUAUGUUCCAGUAAUUAUGCUAAGAAAUCUGAAGUUUCUCAAGUAUCACAUGAUAAUAAAAAUGCAUAUCAGAAUGAUGAAAAAGAGUAUCAAAGAUUGCUUGCUGAAAAUGAAACUAAUCUGGGUAUUGCAUCAGAGAAUGGGAAUACUCAGUAUGUUCCCUUGUAUAAUGAAUCAAAGAAAGAUUUCAGUGAUCACCCACGUGCUUCAAAUAUUCUUAGUAAUACUGCACCUUCUGUUGAUAGUGAAAAAAAAUGUGAAAUUCUUACUUCAUCCAUGUGCCAUUCCUAUAAAAAAAUUUCAAAUAAUACCACAGAUGAAGUGAAUACAAAAAAUAUUUUCUUCAGUGAAAAAAAGGACAAUGAGAAUACUUCAGAAAUUGUGAAAGACAGUCUUUCUUUUGAUAAUAUAGUAUACAGCUCAUGUUCUGUUCUGAAAAAGUCAAGCCAAACAACAAGAUUUUCCUCUGAGAUGAAAUCUUUAGUCAGUGAUUUAAAUGAUAGAUCAUUUCCUAAUUUAGAACAUGGUAUCUCUUCAGAUAAAAAUUUAGAUUAUGAAAGUUUCCAGAGUGCCUUAGAGAAUUACAAAGCCUGUUGUAAAUCUUCUCCUAAUGAGAAAGAAACUCAGCUUGAUGACUCAGUGCACAAUACAACAUUUGAAUCUGAAAAAGAAGCUGAAAAUUUAGAAGACAUAAACUCGUUGCCAAAAGCAGUCACAAUAUCAUCCACUAUGGAUAGAAUGUCUGAUGAUCUUUCAACAAAUAUAGAUAAAUUGGAACAAGUGUCUCCUCCUCUCCAGCAGUCUGACAUCAUAUUUUCAACAAGCAUAGAGACAAGGGAGGCUAGUAAUUCAGCUUAUAGGUCACUUUUCAAAGAACUACAUAAUGAUUUAAGACAAAAAUAUGAAUAUGAAUUGCCAGAGAAAGCAGCAGAUAAUAAAUAUAAUAUUACAAAUGAUUUUUGCCAAAUAUUUGAAAAUGGAAUUAAUUCUUCUGCAGUAAAUUAUGAUGAUGACUUAAAAGAAGGCCUGAAAGAAACAUUUGUAGAUGAUACUUCAUCAGAUUGCCAAUAUUCAGAUGAAUCUAGUAAUCAUGACUCCUAUUCUAUGAAAGAAACAUUACAAGAACACAUUAAUGAGAGUUAUACUGUAAUUGAUGAACAUUUCCCUUUUAAGUCAUCUGAGUGGAAUAAACUGCGAGAGCACACUAUAUCUAAUUCAGGUGGAGAUAGCUAUCGAAGCAUUUCUUGCAGCGCUUCUACUGCUAAUCUGGGAUUGCAUGAUUCAGCUGGUGAAUCCUUAGCUGAGUGUCAAGAACAAGAUUUAGAACUUAUUGAUGCAGACUUGGAAGACUUGCCUCUUCCAUCUUUGUCAAAGACUAAUAGCCUUAGCUUUGUUGAACUUAUGACUCAAGAUGAAGCUGAAAAGCUGCUGAGCAACAGUGAGCGCCCUGUUUUAUUGAGUGAUGAAGAAGCCAGAGAAGUUGUAUUGCUGCUAUCAAGAUCAGAAGAAAAACAGAAAGAUAGUCCAGAUGAUAUGCAUAAUGAAAAUAUUAAUAACGAAAUACUAGAUACAACAUAUGCUUGUGAUGCUUUAAAUGCUACUGUUGUUCAUGAUGGUACAGAGUAUCACCUCUUGGAAGAUGGCCAUUAUUAUUUUGAAUAUCCUGGAUUAUCACCACCAGAAUCUGAAGAAGUGGAAAUUAAGCCAGAUGAAAUUAGUUCACCUAAUGCACAACCUCGUAAAAAAACCAAAAUUUCAUUCAGCACGGAUCCUAUAAAGGUCUAUAGUACUCAUUCUACUGAAGACUAUGAUAGGCGCAAUGAAGAUGUAGAUCCUAUAUCUGCAUCAGCUGAAUAUGAACUGGAGAAACGUAUUGAAAAAAUGGAUGUCUUUCCUGUCAAUCUUAUUAAAGGUCCUGAAGGAUUAGGAUUAAGUAUUAUAGGAAUGGGUGUUGGUGCAGAUGCUGGUGUGGAGAAGUUGGGUAUUUUUGUGAAAACCGUAAUUCCUAAUGGUGCAGCUGAUAAAGAUGGAAGGAUUCGAGUAAAUGACCAGAUUAUUGAAGUUGAUGGGAAGUCUCUUGUUGGUGUCACUCAGGCAUAUGCUGCAACAGUUUUAAGGAAUACUUCAGGUCCUGUAAGGUUUAUUAUUGGUCGUGAAAAGGAAGGUGCCAAGAGUGAGAUAGCACAGCUUAUUUCCCUAGCUUUGAUAGCAGACAAAGAACGAGAAAUGGAUCAUGAAAAUGCUGAAUUUUCUUAUGAGAAUAAAACACAUUGCAGUGUUUUGACUGAAGAUGAAAUCAAGAAAGCAAAUGAAAAAUUGCAAGCUAUGGAGCACAUGGAAUGUGAUUAUAUUAAAUGGCUUGAUAUGGCACAGUGUUCACUAGAAGAGCUUAGUGUUAAUCUGCAAAGUGCUGAACGAGAAUUAGUUCAGUGUAAAAAUGAACUUGAAACAUUGAAAGCAAAUCAUUCUGUGUUAGAGAAGAAGUAUAGUAAAGCCAAAAAAUAUAUCAAAGAAUUCCAAAGGAGAGAGAAAGAGCUGAUUCAGUGGCAAGAAUAUCACGUUCAGCAGUUACAAGAAAAGGACCAAGAAUACAAUGCUUUAGUAAAAGUUCUCAAGGAUAGGGUCAUUUUAUUGGAGCAAACUUUAACUGAAACCCAAAAAAGAGCUGGUCUUCCAGUUGGUCUCCCGUACAACACUCCCUUGAAGCAAAUAACUCCACAAUGCAGAAAUCUUAUUAGUCCUCCCAAAUUUAUGAAGGUCCAGUGUCAUGAUGUAUCUGAUAGUGAUACAUCAGACAAUGAAUUACAGUCUCCAUUUAGUCCUGAUGAAGAAUGUUAUGAAAAAAGAUCAACUGUUGAAAGGAAGCCUGCUCGUGAAAAGAUAUUUGAUACAGCUGUUCCCCACACCGAGCUGCUAGAUACUAGUGCAGCAAAAGCCAAAGCUGAACUAGCAAAUAAGGGUAGCCUUGCUAAUCGUCAACCACCUUCUAUUAAAAAACAAUCCAUACUAGAUUCACCUUCUGAUAAAUCUGAAGCUUAUGAUAUAUUCAUCAAUACAAGUACAAGUGCAAAUAUGUUGACACAGAAUGAAGGAUGGUUUUCAAAUUCAGAUGAUACAUCUUUUGGAGAUUCUCAUUUCUCUCAGUGUGACUUGGAAGGAGAUAUGUCAUGUACAUCUCCACCAUUAACACUUCUUGAAGAAAUGAAAGCUGCUGUUGCAGCACGUCAAGCGCGAAUCAAUCAAAGUGCUUCUUCUGAUGAAUAUUUUGAGUCAGAAGAGAAACCUCAAGUUACAGAAUUUCCUGUUACACUGUCAAAUGAUGUGACAUCUCAAUCUUCCAUUGAAAGCUGUAACAAAGAUGUAUCUCAUUCCCGAAGUUCAUUAUGUUCAACUUCUAGUCAACUGAAUGCGUCUGCCACAAUUCAGGCACAUUCUCCCGAUGUUUCUUAUUCUGAGCAUUCUGUUUCUGCCAACAAUGCUGUAACAGAUAGUUUAGCUUCCUUACUUUCGACUGAAAGUGGUUCCUCAGAAACUGCAACACAAGUAUCUAAUCCAGAGCCUACGCCUCAGGUAUACGAAGAACGACAGCCAAAUACCUUGCUGUCUGGACCUGCUCACGAGUGGACAGCUGAGCAGGUGGCUUUGUGGUUACAAGCACUUGGAUUUGAUCAUCAUGUUCCACAGUUUCUGGAUUCAGAUAUAACUGGCCAAAUAUUGCUUCAGAUUGAUAGCUCUCGUUUGAAAGUUCUCGGUGUCCUAAGUAGUGCUGAAAGAAGCACAAUCAAGAAAAAGGUAAAAGAAAUGAGACUUCAUCUGGAAAAAUUGCAAAAAAGUCUUGAAAAGGAACAAAAGGCUAAAGAAAAGUUAUGGAAAAAAAAGUCGGGAAAGAAAUAGUAUUAUUUUGAUAUACUAUUUCAAUUGCUUUUAAUAUGGCACUUUUUCAUUUGUAUAUAAAAUUAAUGGACUUUAUACUUAAACUAUUCUUUUAUCUCAUAAUUACAUUAAGUUAUGAGUACUUAUGGUAAUUGAAAUAUAUUUUACCUUAAGUUAAACAAUAAAUAUAUCAUAACAGAAUGCUAUAAGGUAUUUUCUUAAUUUUUUUUUUUUUUUUAAUGAUAUUGUUUGUGAUAAAAACAUUCCAGUUUUAUGUGAUAAUUGAAAUCUAAGAUUUUCUAAGCAACUGCAUUUUAGUGAAACUUGCAUGAAAGUAACAUUGGAUAUUACACAGAAAGUUUUUUUUUUAAAUUGUAUUUCAUUCUCAUGAAAUGUGUUUAUAAUAAUUGGAAAUCAUUAAUAUAAUUAUUAUCAUUAAUCAAUUUUUAUAAUAUUUUUGCAGUGAUUACAAUUUCUAAAAAACCUAUAUGUCUUUUUUCUUGGCUAAAGAAAUUUUAUGAAACAAAACUGCCUUUAUAUUUGUACUUUAAUAUAUUUAUUUGUGAAAUGAGUAGUCUCCACUUUUAUAAUUAAAAUUUUUGUUUUGUAUUUCUUUAUGGCUUUCAUUUGAAUUAGCUGCAUAUUCAAGACUGUAAUUAUUUGGUAGCUCUAAAAUGCUUUUACAGACUUACUUUACUUAAAAGUUUUGUAACUGUCUUCGUAAAUUAAAGUGAUGUAUGUAGUGUACCAGGUUAUCAAAGAUGCAUUCAGUUUAGCUAUAAAUUGAAUUUUUUAAGGGAAGGUGUAAGUAAAAGAGAUAUGAUAGGUAUUCGGUUUUUACUCCCCCCCCCCUUCCAAAAAAAUAGUAGUUACUUUGUCAAAAAAAUUUUGCCAAUAUUACUUUGUAAAAGGAAGAAAAUAGUUCAAAACUUUAUUUUUAAAAUUUAGAUGUAAUUGUAUGCAUAUACAUUUAGACCUCGCAUUAACAUGAAAUGGCAGUGUAACAAACCGCCUUUUAUCAUGCAAAUUUUCAGAAAUCUGAAUUUGAUGACAGUCUCGCUUUCAUGUGAUGAUGCGAGUCUUUUAAGUUAUUUGAAAACAUGAUUUUGAACUACAGUGAAACUUCACUAUGAGUCAUCUAUGGUUUUAGAUGAUUUGGUUUUCCUCAGAGACAGAUAGUUACCUCAGAGAGGUAGAUGCUUAAUCCUGAUAUUUUUUUAUUUAUAUUCUGAGAAAUUCUUAUCACUUUCAGAGGUGGUUGCUGUGACAAGUUUUGGUGUAUUUAUAAACUGAAAAAUGCUAGCAGUGUGCAAAAUUACCAUAUGAUGCUUUUUAUUGUAUACAUUCUUAAGUAUUGUUUAGUUAAUCAUUAUAAACACUGAAGUCUUUCUGGUAUUCAGAAUAUCUUUAUAGAUAAUGCUGUAGUCCAGUUGUGAAAAUAAUGUGAAAUUAUUUUUAACCCAUUAAACAUACAUUUUGCAAUCUUGAAAAUGUAUUGCUUGUCUUAUGCAAAGGUUUGCUGGUUUUAAUAAUUUGAAGGAAUAUUUCAUUCGUUUUUAUGGAAAUGAUUUAAAAAAUAACUGAAUGAUAUUGUUAAAAUUCUAUAUUUCAGUUUAAAUAAAUAAGUAAAUAUUUCUUUUUCCUACUCCCUAUUAUGGUUUUUAAAUUUUUUUUUUUUUUUUCUGAAAAUAAAAACCAUUGCAAAAUAUUUCUGUUAAAAAACAUAUUUUGUAUGAAAUUUGUAGUUUUGUGUAAAUUUAUUAAGCCAUUUAUAUAUCUAUUGGAAAGAGUUAAUUUGUGGAAAGGAUCGAUAAUAAUAACUUCAAAAGCUACCAUUUUUUGUUUUAAGUUUCUCUUUAAACCUUCUUUUUACUGAUUAUUGCAUAUCCUUUUUUAUGUAUAGACCAAUGGUUCUAAAACUGUGGUAUACAAGCAGUUUAGGGAGUAAGGUGCAUGAGCAGCUAUUAACUUUUAAAUCUUGAACAAAAAACUUUAAAACAUUAACCUUUUGGCAUACAGUACCAUCUACAGGGAUGAUUGUAACCCAUUUCAAAAGUCCUGAAAACUAUCUUGGAGUAAAAAAUCUAACUCUCUGUGAAAUAAUUCAGAAUAUUGAAUAUCUUUCUAAUUUUUCAACACUUUAAAAUAUUUACUAUGCUUAACUUGUUCUUUUGGGAGAGGGGUUAAGAUGUAAAAUUGCUGCAUUGAUACUUUUCUUUGCCAACAAUUGAAAGUUCUAUAUAUAAUCAGCAAGCCAUUUUGAUGUGGACAAUGAGUUUUUACUCAAUCUUUGAAAUAAUAAGUUAUAACUUAAAGUGUGUGUAUUAACACACACUUUAGGUUGAAGAUGAGAAAUUUCAUGAAAUGCAAAGUUUUGGUAAGCUUUCCUGCUGAAUAAAUUAUUCCUUAAAUCCUUAGCAGAAGAACCCUGAGGACGAUUUUCUGAUGUAAAAAUGUUGCAUGCAUUUUAGUUUAAUGAGAAUAAAUAAUAUAUCACAGCAUCUAGGUUGUCAGCAUUCAGUGAUGUGCUGCAUUCUAUCAUACUAUCACUUACAUUAUUAGCUGCACUUUCUAUAGUAGGUCCAUGGAAGCUGGUUAAAACAAAUUUGGUUUGGUUUACUUGAUUAUGGCGUAGCACAUGAGGGCUCUUUGCCUAUAAAAAUUUAAGCAGUUUUGUGUAUGUUUCUGUUUUAAUCUUCAUAUAGCCUGAAUAUUCACCCCAAAAGUUUACAUUAGUUUUUUUAUUUCUGUAUAGGAUAGUUAUUUUUAAGUUUACAUCACUUUUCUUUCUCUUAUUUCUGUAUAAGACAAUUACUUGAUAGUUUCUGACUUCAUGGCCUAACUGAAGUGCCUGCAUCUUCUGAAAUGGCAUUUGUCAAAUUAUCUACUAAUUUCUUCACAGCAGUGAAAGUAGCUGUGUGACAGAACAGAACAGGAUUUGUGCAAUUAAAUUUGAUGAAGACACAGUUUUUUGUGGGUAACUUUUUUUUUUCCUUUUAUAUAUAUGUAUGUAUAUAUAAUCAGCAGAUUUUCAGAAUACAUUUAAUUUUCUUUGAAAAUGAAUGGAUCAACCUUUUCAGAAUUCCGAACAAUUUGUGCUUUGCUAAGCAAUAAAAUUUAAUCCUGGGCAUUAAUUUUCGAGAUAACUGUCUAUAUGAAACACAACAUAUAUAUAAUAUAAUUUGAAUCAUUUUAAAUAAUGAAGAUUAUGUAUAUAUGCAAUUUCUCAAAUCCAGAAUUGUGAAUCUUAGAGUAUAUCAUUUUUUAUGAAAGUCAGAACAUAAUUUGAGACAUCUCAGGUGUCACAAAGUCACUUCGAAAUGAGUUUAGAUUAUAAAGUGUAAUGCAUGCUGUAUGUUAGUGGGAUAUAGUGGGUUGUUUGAAAACUCUUGUAUAAAGGUCACAAAUACAAAUUCCUCUUAAUUUUUAAACUGUAUUUUAUUUAUUUUAACAUAUAAUUUCCAUUUUUUCUGCUGCUCUUCUCCAACAUUCUGGGCACUACUUUAUAAUGGCUUGGUGAAAAUAGGAGGGUGGCUUGUUGUAAGAAAAGAAAAAAAAUCUGCCAAGGAGGAUUUCAUCUUCUUAAAAGAAUCAUAUUUUCAUAGAUGGUAAAUGUGGACUUCCUUUACCGUAUCAGCAGUGCUCUCAUUUGAAACAACAUUGGAGCACAUCAUGUUGCACAUGCUUAUUCAAAUUGUCCAUUUUCAGUGCUUGUCUCUUCUUUUUAAGCAAAUCAACUUCAAAUUUUAUUUGUAUAUCAAGGGAUUAAAAAUUUUGAUCAGAAAAAUUUGCAUUCAGGUUAAUUUUUUCCCUUUAUUUUCCAUGAAAAUAUUGAAAAAAAUAUGUAAAAACCUAUUCAAAACAGUGAAAUUUAAUUUUUAUUUUAUUUCAUUAAGUGAUCAUUAUUAUUUCCAAUGAAGAAUAAUAUUGGGGGUUAUAACAUAAUUGUAACAUCGUCAAUUAAACGAGACUUGUUCUAGGCUAAAUAUUUACUUAUAUAUAUGACUAUAUACAAAUUACAUCAUAGAAAAACUUUAAAAUACAUUUUCACUGCGGUAGAGCGUGCAGGCACACGCCUGCUGUUCUCUUUUCCACAUCUCAAUCUCCUCUUACUGCCACCUGCGAGUGGGAGAAAAUCCCCCCCUUCCAGCCGAGGCGAGAAGAGGGUUCUCUGCCCCUUCUUUGAGGGUGGGUGAACAAGUGUUCUUUGGAGAAAGGGAAUGUUACAAGGUAUAACAUUAUGAUUAUCUAAAUAGCUUUGCGAUGCUUUUAAAUAGAUUGAAAAUGCUUUAAAAUGUAGUCGGGUAAAUUAUAAAUGUCUUUUGAAAUUUCCCUUGGAGAGCUUUAUUUAGAAGGUACAUUAGACUUAUGACAUACUUUAUUUAAGAUUUGUAAUCAUGAUCAAGACGUACAGUCUAUGAAAAGGCAGAGACUCAUGAAAACUAUUAUUUGAUAGCAAUUAUUCUUGUUUUAUAAGGAUAGGAAUGAAAAAAUUAAUAAAUCCCACAUAACAACCAUUUGUUACAGAUUUGUGUGGAUUACAAAUCUAAAUAUUUUCAAAACAGCCAUGCUAUUUUUCCAUUUUUUUAAAUUGAAAGCUUGAAGAGGUUAAUAAUGCAUGCAUCAAAUUAUUCAUUUAUUACUAUCAAUUAAGAUAUAAUUGAGGCAAAAUAUUCUCUGAUAAUAACUUCUAGUAUCCAUGACUGAAUUCAUGUUGAUGUUCCAAGAUACGUAAUAUCCGUACUUGACUUUUGAUUUUGGUAGCAAUGAUGUGGGGGAAAAAAAAAAAAAAUUUGGAAGCAUCUAGUGUCUAAUUUGCGUAAUAAAGGAAUUUCAAUUUUGAUGAGAUUUAAAGGUAUGUUUUUAGUUAAUUUGGUUUUUUGAUUUAUCGUAAUUUUGCAUGUAUAGUCUGCAGACAUGAUUUUAUAUAAAAAAAAUUUCAAAAAUCGUCAGUACGCACCAUCGGAUAGUCCGCGGACUAUACGUCAAAAAUUACGUUUUUUUAAUACGGCAAUAUUAAUGUAUUUUAGAAACAAAGAACUAAGUAUAAAUAGAUAAAAGGACUUACUUACUAAUAUACCUUCAGAAAUAAAAUGCUAAAUACAAAUAAAAAGCAGUGCUUACUAAUUAAUCAUAUAUUAAUUAAUCACACAUUCUACUACAUUCACGAAAACCUUCAAAGUUCGAUUUAUCGGUAUCAGAAUUAAACAGUUCUAACAUAUUUUUGGGAAGAGUGUCCGAAAGUUCAUUUUCAGCAUCACUAUCUUCACUGUCAGUGAUUUCCUUGCUUUCACUAACAAUCCUGGCUUUUAUAAAUCCCGAUCAGAUGGUUGACCCUUUAACACUUUUCCAGGAUUUAUCGACCCAUUCGGCAACUUCAGUGUAUGAAGCGUGUCUCAUAUUUUCUCCUUUUGUGAAAGUAUGUAAACCUUCUGACAUCCAGAUCUACCAGCAAGCACGUAUGUGGGACUUGAAACUUUUGUUCACUCUAAUAUCCAGAGGUUGCAGGAUUUUUGUUAAACCUCCUGGAAUAAUGCUAAGUUCAGCACCGAUGUUUUUUUUUUUUUUUUUUUUUCUUUUUUUUGCUUCCGCCUUUACACUGUCUUUUAUGUGUGCCCUCAUGGGAUCCAUAAUUAGUACUCCUUUGGAAUUUAAAAAGGCACCUUCUCUCUUCUUCCAAACUUCUUGAAACCAAUUAAGCAUAAUGUCCUCGUUGCACCAACCCUUUUCAUUGCACUGUAUUAUGACGCUUUGAGGAAAAUUUUCCGUGGGAAUUGUUUUUCUCUUAAAGAUUAAGAGCAGCUUCAACUUUGUGCCGUCAGCACAGCAGGCGAGCAUCACUGUGAUUUGGCUCUUUUCUUGUCCAGUUGUUGUUGUUAUUGAUAUUGUUUUCACUCCACAAGUAUUGACGGUGCCAUUCGGUGGGGAACCAAAUGUUAAUGGAACUUCGUCCAUAUUUAUAAUAUUUUUUAGGGAAUACUCCCCUUCUGCAAUAACUUUCCUUGUAAACUGAAGGAAAGAAGCUUUUUUUUCAGCUACGUCGUCCAGAACAGCCUGACACGUUGUCGUUCUGCUGCGAACUCUCAAGUUUUUACGACGCAUGAAGUGGUAAACCCAAUUUAUUCCUCCCUUGAAAUCCGUUAUCUGCAUCUCUGCCAUGGACUUCGCUCGGAGACGGAUUUUAACUGUUGAAAUGGAGCGUCCGGCAUUUCUUUGGUCAAGAAUCCAUCUCAGUAAAUUUUCCUCUAAAGCUGUCCAUUUUACUUUUCCGUGUCGAUUGGAUCGCUUUCUUCCCAUGCGUUUUAACACAUCCUUUUGUUUGCGCCAAUUUCUCACCGCUUUCUCGUUCACUUCAAAAUAUCGGCCCGCUUCUCUAUUUCCAUCUUUUUCAGCUUUCUCAACUACCUUGAGUUUAAACUCAGCAGUAAAACUCCGGUGAUGUUUCAUCAAUGUUAUCGAAGAUGAAAGACAAAAUACGAAAACAAAAUACUGUGCAACGUGUUAUCCUUGUGAUAAGUGGUAAUGAAAUGUGACCUUCGACCCUACUCACUCGGUGUUGCCAAACCACGCUAUAAGUAAACGAAUCACGCUUUUUUUUCGUACUCCAGGUACUUGCUACUAAGGCUCCUAAAAACCGAGCUGAUGCAUCAACUACUUUUCCCCCUCCCGGCAGUUGUGCUAAAGCAGUGCAAAGGAUACUGGGAUACAAGACUGGUUGUGCUAAGUGAUUGCUCAUAUCCCGGCAUCGCUUGAUGCGCCAGCCUGGAUUUUAGGAGCUCUACUUGCUACUACUCAUUCGUUCUGCACUAUGCUCUAUGGUUUACUAUCGAUACGAUAAAUACGAAUGUUUUCUUGGAAUCUUGUGCUUUUUUUUUAUAUUUGAUCAUUGCCAGUUCAUGACAGCAUGUUUUUUAAAUUUCAACGAUUUUAACCGUGAACAACCAGCAUAUUAUCCGCACUGGUGGAUAGUCUGCAGCUUCAAAAAUUCGCAUUUUAAACACAGAUAGUCCGUGGACUAUACGUGCGAAAUUAUGGUAGUUUGUGGAUAUUUUGUUUUUUUUUAUACAAUAACACUUUUGAAACACUAUUUAUGCAAUGUAUUUCACCAUAUUUUGUAAUCCAGUUUGAGGAAAAUAGCAUUGGUCUAGAUGCCUUAACCAAAAUUGAUUAAAACAUUCAUAACUUUACGUACAUUAUUUAAGCUGCUAUGCCAAGUUAUGCAGCUGUUAGGCAAUUUAAUUAAAAUGUUGGUGAAUUUAGGGGGAAAUCCCUAUAUACUUUAAAUAUAUUUAUAGACAUUUUAAUAACAAAUUAUAGUGAUGACUUUUCAUAAUAAAUCAGGGAAUGCUAGUGAUAUAACAAAGGUUAAAAAUUUAACCAUUGUUUGUGGUAAACUAAUGUAUUCCAAGUUUCAUAAAAAUUUCUUAAGAUUUUCUUAAAUGACUGUAUGUAAUAAAUUAAUUGCAUUUUCAGAGAUAACAUUUAAAUCAAAGCAAACUUGAUUCUCCUAUAAAUAAAAUUUGAUUUUUUUCAACCAUUUCUAGAUAAUUUUGAUUGAUACAAACAUCAUUAAAAGAAACUUAACAUUUUUUUAAUUUUUUAAAGAAUGUAGCUGUUAAGAGGAAUGCUAUAUUGUCUUGUAAUCCUAGAUUGCUUUUGAAGUUUCUUAAAAUUUUAUGAUAAAGGUUGAAGCUUAUGAGAUACCAUUUUCAUUUUAAAGUCUAGAUUAAAAACAGAAAACUCGUUAAGGCUGAGUCACACAUGUUGGCAGAAAGUUAUUCAUUAAAGCUUGUCAAUGAAAAGUCACUUAUAGCAAGAAGUUUUUUUAUAUUUUCCUUUGUGUGUGUGUGAUGAAGAAUGAUCUCAUGUAUUUUCAGUGUUCUAAUUGCAUUAUUUAUUUCAUUUUGUCAUAUUAAUAGCUUUUAAUAUUAUUCAUUCAUGAGCCUGCAAAAAGUGAAAAUUUUUUUAUUAGUAAUAUAUGUGUAUUGGAGUCAUAUAAAUAUUGCUUAGCCCAGUUCAGUAUGAAUAGGAAAAAAUAACUAUUGACUAACUAUUGUAAGAAACAAUAAUAAAAGCAUAUUAAUUGGUGAAAAGUCCAAAAUAGUCUUCCACUGAGCUGUUAUUUUUAUAUUAAGAUGCUGUGACUUUAUCAGUAAACUCAUUAGGUAAUGAGGAAAAAUUUAGUGUUUUAUGUGGAAAUGUAUUAUAUGCUUUGCUGUGUUACAAAACAUUUUUAAAGAAUAACAUUAAAAAAAUUUUGUGGCUAAAAGCAAACUCUGAGAUAUAAAAAUUUAAAAAAUCUUUACCAUCCCUUCUGUCUCAGUAGGGAGCUCAUAAAAUCUGAUAUGUAAAAGGACUUAAAUAUGCAAGGUAUUUCAAAUGGGAGUAUGCAAUUUUGCAUGACAGUAAAAGGUAUAAAGCAGAUGAACAAUAAGAAUGCAAAUUAUAAAGUAACUGUUUAUGUUUUAACCCAGUUAAGUUUAGUAUGUGAGUGCCUCAUUUAAAUUUUGCUGACAUGCCAUUCCAGGCUUAUCUGAUAUAACUUCAGUAGUGGCAGCACUAACUUUGGAAUGCAGCUUGUCAGAAUCAGUUGAAAGUGAUGGUACAUAUUCUUGAUUUUUGCCAAAAAAGGCAAUAUUAAUAUGUAUCAUAUCAAAACACAAAAUAAGCUUACUGUAUAUCAUUGGAAGUUAAUGAUUUUCAAAAGAUGGUCUAAAUAACUAAAUUAUGACAUUCAUUCAACUUUAAUGUAUUUCAGAAUUUUCUGUCUUUCCCUGCAAAAUUGUGUGCUUCAUUUUCAAAUGUGGUGUGUAUUAGCAUUUGAAGUUUAAAAGUGUGGUAUAUUCUUUCCAUUUUAUAUUCAUUUUGAAAUUAUUACCAACUGGUAUAUGAAGUAAUGUGUGUUUAUUCAUCUUUUUUAAAAACUUCUGUCAGGUCUUCUCAUAGUAAUGCAAUUUUUUUAAGUAAGUUUUGAGAAAAUAAAGUAAGAUAGUAAUUUAACCAACUAUAUAUUUUCUAUCUGAAUCAGUAACAUUCUUCUAAUAUAGGAAUAGGCUUAAUUUAGAAGUCAAACAACAAAAAUCAGCAUUAUAUUUUCGUUGUUUAACUUCUAAAUUAAUACUUGUUCGGCGUGCUAUUGUAUCUUAAUUAUAGGAAUAGGCUUUUAAUGCCACUCGUAAAAAAAAAAAAAAAAAAAAAAAAAAAAAAA
Messenger RNA from Stegodyphus dumicola, 15455 nucleotides. RefSeq lists its product as uncharacterized. The record is from RefSeq and is a predicted model, not a curated record. Gene Ontology annotation, biological process: calcium-mediated signaling; actin filament organization; neuron projection development. Gene Ontology annotation, cellular component: actin cytoskeleton; cytoplasm; postsynaptic density. Gene Ontology annotation, molecular function: actin filament binding. Lineage: Eukaryota; Metazoa; Arthropoda; Arachnida; Araneae; Eresidae.